Messenger RNA from Aspergillus fumigatus Af293, 705 nucleotides. Its product is annotated as putative secreted glycosyl hydrolase. Gene Ontology annotation, biological process: carbohydrate catabolic process; peptidoglycan catabolic process; cell wall macromolecule catabolic process. The record is from RefSeq and is a predicted model, not a curated record. Lineage: Eukaryota; Fungi; Ascomycota; Eurotiomycetes; Eurotiales; Aspergillaceae. Gene Ontology annotation, molecular function: lysozyme activity.
AUGCAAUUCUGUAUACCGUGGGGGGUGCUCCUCGGCCUCUUGUCUCUCGCUUCUGCGGCUGCGACCCAGAAUGGAACCGAAGGAAUCGAUCUGUUUGAGGUCCAUCUGCCGGUCAACUGGAAGGGCGCAGUGGCCAAUGGGGUAAAGUUUGCCUUCGUCAAGGCCACGGAAGGCAUCAACUACCGAAACCUACGCUUCCCUUUCCAGAAUGCCGGCGCACGCGCAGCCGGGAUCACCCAUGGCGCAGUGCACUUCGCCGCUGCGGCAGAGAGCAGCGGAGCCGACCAAGCAGACUUCUUCAUCGAACACGGGGGGAACUGGACCGCGGAUGGACAGACGCUGCCUGGGGUGCUGGAGAUGGAGGGCAAUCUUGCGGGGAAGCUGUGCCAUGGGAUGACGCCGACCGAAAUCACCGACUGGAUGCUUGAUUUCUCUCACCGGUACAAGUUCCGGACGGGUCGCACGCCGAUCCUGUUCCUAUCGGCCGGUUGGUGGGCAAAGUGCGCUGGGAACAAUGCCACGUUUGGCGCGGAACAUGCAUUAUGGUUGGCCAACUGGGCGGAGGAAAUGGGUCCGCUGCCGGUAGGCUGGCAGGCUGCGAAGUUCUGGCAAUAUGCCGGUUGGAGUGAGAAUGGAGGAGAGGCGAAUGUGUUUUUGGGUAGUUCCAAGGACUUGGUGAAGUUGGCAAUGGGAGCUGAUGAAUGA